This is a messenger RNA of Elephantulus edwardii (Cape elephant shrew), 987 nucleotides long. RefSeq names its product solute carrier family 35 (UDP-xylose/UDP-N-acetylglucosamine transporter), member B4 (gene SLC35B4). Gene Ontology annotation, molecular function: UDP-xylose transmembrane transporter activity; UDP-N-acetylglucosamine transmembrane transporter activity. The transcript has 10 exons. Gene Ontology annotation, cellular component: endoplasmic reticulum membrane; Golgi membrane. The record is from RefSeq and is a predicted model, not a curated record. Gene Ontology annotation, biological process: transmembrane transport. Bases 1 to 987 code for a protein of 328 amino acids. NCBI's taxonomy places the organism in Eukaryota, Metazoa, Chordata, Mammalia, Macroscelidea, Macroscelididae.
AUGCACCCGGGCCUGGCGGUGGGCCUGGUGUUCGCAGGCUGCUGCAGCAACGUCAUCUUCCUGGAGCUCCUGGUCAGGAAGCAUCCAGGAUGUGGGAAUAUCGUGACAUUUGCCCAGUUUUUAUUUAUAGCUGUGGAAGGCUUUCUCUUUGAAGUGGACUUGGGAAGGAAGCGGCCAGCCAUCCCAAUAAGGUACUACGCGGUAAUGGUCACCAUGUUCUUCACCGUCAGCGUGGUGAACAACUACGCCCUGAACCUCAACAUCGCCAUGCCCCUGCAUAUGAUAUUCCGAUCUGGUUCUCUGAUCGCCAACAUGAUUCUAGGAAUUAUCAUUCUGAAGAAAAGAUACAGUGUGUUCAAGUACACCGCCAUCGCCUUGGUCUCUGUGGGGAUAUUUAUCUGUACUUUCAUGUCAGCCAAGCAGGUGACUUCCCAGUCCAGCGUGAGCGACGACGACGGCUUCCAGGCGUUUGCGUGGUGGCUGCUAGGUAUCGGGGCUCUGACAUUUGCCCUUCUGAUGUCGGCGAGGAUGGGCAUAUUCCAGGAGACCCUGUACAAACAGUUCGGGAAACACUCCAAGGAGGCAUUGUUUUAUAAUCACGCCCUUCCGCUUCCUGGUUUCAUCUUCUUGGCUUCGGAUAUCUAUGAGCACGCGAUUCGGUUCAGUGAAUCUGAGCCCUAUCAGAUUCCGGUCGUCGGCGUGAGCAUCCCUGUCAUGUGGUUCUACCUGCUCAUGAACGUCAUCACGCAGUACGUGUGCAUCCGUGGAGUCUUCAUCCUGACCACCGAGUGCGCCUCCCUCACCGUCACGCUCGUGGUGACGCUGCGUAAGUUCGUGAGCCUCAUCUUCUCCAUCCUGUACUUCCAGAACCCCUUCACGCCCUGGCACUGGCUGGGCACCCUCUGUGUCUUCAUCGGGACCCUGCUGUACACAGAGGUGUGGAAACACCUCAGACGCCCGCCUCCGGAGGAGGACAAGAAGAAAUGA